Messenger RNA from Acanthamoeba castellanii str. Neff, 204 nucleotides. Its product is annotated as sulfur controller 2, putative. Gene Ontology annotation, molecular function: protein binding. Gene Ontology annotation, cellular component: nucleus. The annotation marks the transcript as partial. The record is from RefSeq and is a predicted model, not a curated record. The transcript has a single exon. Lineage: Eukaryota; Discosea; Longamoebia; Acanthamoebidae.
GUCAAGUGCAUACAGUGCGAUGGUCGGCGGGUGGUGAGCGGGUCCAACGACCACACGAUUCGGGUGUUCGAUCUCGAGGAGGGGCGCUGCCUGUACGCCUUCCUCUUCUCCGAUUGGGUCAACUGCCUGGCCUUUGACGAGUCCACCCUCGCCGGCGGCUCCUCCGACUCCACCCUCUCCCUCUUCUCCUACUACCUCCACCCG